Messenger RNA from Vitrella brassicaformis, 1933 nucleotides. The record is from the annotation of a GenBank genome assembly. Lineage: Eukaryota; Vitrellaceae.
CUGACUUCAUCCAUGUGUGUCCAUCAAAUGUAACGAAAACAUCUCUGUCUGUCGUCUUGAUUACCUAUCGCGCACACGAGACUGCCCGUCCGUCACGUCUCACUGAGAUGCAUCAGAGUCUGUCGCACACGGCCCUUUCUGUACAGACAACCCUGCACACGAGUACGGCAACAGACGCUCCACCGGGAGUGUAUAUCUAAUCAACUGGCAGCACCCCAUCUCGCCGCACUCUAGCAAAGCUAGCAGCGUGGCCUUCACCCCCGUCGACAGCUCUUAAAAACAUUUAUAUCGACACACACAUCCAUCAAGCUGUCUGUCUGUCUGUCUGUCUGUCUCAACAAGGGCCAAGGUCCUCUCUGGCUGUCUGACCGUCUCACUCCUGACUAAUGGCCAAUGCGAUCCCAUGAGGCGUGUGUGGACACGCUCACCACAGAAACAAAGACAAACAGAAAAGGUGCGAUGUGCGUAUGGACACCGAUCUGUCGCUGCAGAGUACAUGAGUUGCUGGCUGUGUGUCAUCCGUCCUGACGGCUGAUGGCCCGGCGGAUCCGGAUCCGGAUGAAGGCCAUGUCGGCGAUGCCCCCGAAGAUGGCCUCUCGUGCCGCACCGAUCAGUGCCGCCUCCACUCUCCCCUCAUGAGACCCAUCGCUGUCUUGGGGCGGCUCCACCAGCAGCGACAUGCUCAUGCCUGAUAUGCCAUACUGCCCAGACGACACACACAGACACGGACGAAACUCAUGUGCCGCAUCUGUGUGUAUCAUGUGUCGACUGACCUCUUUGACUUUGUCGAUGACGUGUUGCAGUUUGUCGCCGUGCCGCUGCCUCUUGUCGGCCGCCAUCAUGUCCAUCUCACGCUCAAUGGCCGACACCAGACGAGCUGAGUCCCACGACUGACUUAGGUCCAAGCCUCCGUCCCCCCUCACACCAUCCCCAGGUGGCCACUGGACGAACCCGCGCCGCUUGAGUGACUGCAGGAAGCGCCGCAGCUGCGAUAUGAUGACGAGUGCGAUGCCCUUGUGGAGGCCGAGGUCGCGGCCGAUGUCCUCACACGCCGCCACACUGUCGAUGUCGUCCAACAUGUCCAACAAACUCACUGCCAAACCGACCUCCAACUCCUGCACACACAGAAGAGACAACACACACAUUCAUACCGACUGUCAUGUGUGUUGCUCGUUGCUGACCAUGAUAUUGUCGGCUACGUGUCGCAUGUCGGGUGAUGCGUCGGCCUUGAGCAGCUCCACCAGGUGAACCUUCGUCAACUCAUCGAACGGAAUCACCUCCCCCUCGCGGUUGCCGUCGCCACGUGCACCACCCCGCCCGCCGUCAUCCAUCAUGCGAUCGGCCGUGGUCGGCUCUCGGGCAUCAGGUGCGUGUGGGUCAUUCACUGGUGGACGGGGCGGUGGCAUCGUCACGUCGGCGUCGAGUGUCUGGUCGCCAGCAGGCAGCUGCUCGUCAUCUGCCGCCUUGAGUCGCUUGGGCCUGGGUGGUGUGGUGUGUUGCUGCCGAUUGGUCUUCUGAAGCUGUUUGAUGAAUCGACUGGCGGCUUCCUUGAUGUCCUCGCCGUCACGCUGCCCCACCAUGGCCGGCAGCUCGUGACGCACAAACGAGUCGAUGGACGCAAAGCUCAGAGAGGGGACGGCCGCCAGCAUCGCCCCAAUGUUGUGACCCACUUGACCAAACAGGCGACAGAGGACCAUCCGCUGGGCGUGUGUCAUGGGCUGCUGGUCCUCAGUGCCGUCCAUGUCCAUCUCCUGCUGGCGGCAUGCCCAAGCGGCAUCGAUGGCCGCCCCCAUGGCCUCCCUGGUGGCCGCUGAGAGGGGCACCGACUGCACUGGGGUGCCAGGCAGGACCACCUCGACGGCCAGCUGUGGCAGGGCAGACCCACUCCUGAAGCGCAGACAAAGGGGGGCGUGUCGGGAUGGGCUCGGCCGAG